Messenger RNA from Vicia villosa (hairy vetch), 1625 nucleotides. RefSeq lists its product as uncharacterized. NCBI's taxonomy places the organism in Eukaryota, Viridiplantae, Streptophyta, Magnoliopsida, Fabales, Fabaceae. The transcript has 2 exons. Bases 168 to 1079 code for a protein of 303 amino acids. Gene Ontology annotation, cellular component: post-mRNA release spliceosomal complex; catalytic step 2 spliceosome; Prp19 complex. Gene Ontology annotation, biological process: mRNA 3'-splice site recognition; generation of catalytic spliceosome for second transesterification step. The record is from RefSeq and is a predicted model, not a curated record.
CGGCCCAGAAAGAGGGGUUAGUGAAGCAGCAACAAUUUAGUUAACAAAACACUAAUCUCCUUUCUUCUUUCUGAGAACAACAAGAAACCCUAUUUCAAAACCUCUACGCUGAAUUCUCAGUGUUCUGCAAUUUUCCAUUCAGAAGAAACUAUCAGAAGAAAUCGAAGAUGGCUCGUAAUGAAGAGAAAGCUCAAUCCAUGCUCAACCGUUUCAUCACCAUGAAAGCGGAAGAGAAGAAGAAACCAAAAGAACGCCGUCCUUUUCUCGCCUCAGAAUGCCGCGACCUCAACGAAGCAGACAAAUGGCGUCAACAAAUCAUGCGUGAAAUCGGCCGUAAAGUCGCCGAGAUCCAAAACGAAGGUCUCGGCGAACACCGCCUCCGUGACCUCAAUGACGAAAUCAACAAACUCAUCCGUGAGAAAGUUCAUUGGGAGCGCCGAAUUGUCGAACUCGGCGGUCCCAAUUACGCUCGACAUUCCGCCAAAAUGACCGAUCUGGAUGGGAAUAUUGUAGAUGUUCCAAACCCUAGCGGCCGUGGUCCUGGUUACCGUUACUUCGGUGCGGCGAAGAAACUCCCUGGUGUACGUGAGCUUUUUGAGAAACCACCGGAGCUUCGCAAGCGAAGGACUCGAUAUGAUAUCUAUAAACGAAUCAAUGCAGCUUAUUAUGGUUACCGUGAUGAGGAGGAUGGUAUUCUGAAAAGUCUUGAAGAGCCUGCUGAGGAAGCUAUGCGACGUGAAGCGAAGGAGGAGUGGCUCCAGCUUGAUAUGAUAAAGAGAGAGGCUAGGAAGGCUGUUAGGAGUGGGGAGGUUGCCGAGGUUACAACUGCUGCUAGGGAGAUACUUCAUGAGGAGGAGGAAGAUGUGGUGGAGGAGGAGAGGAUGAAGGAGAGGGAGAUGAGGGAUCAGUCGGAUAAGAAAGAGAGGGAAUUCAUUGUUCAUGUGCCGUUGCCUGAUGAAAAGGAGAUUGAGAAGAUGGUGUUGCAGAAGAAGAAGACGGAUUUGUUGAAUAAGUAUGUUAGUGAUGUUCUCAUGGAGGAGCAAACUGAAGCUAAGGACUUGCUUAACAUUCAUCGCUAGCUAGGAACCCUCUGGUCUUGAGGUUAACUACUGACUUUGUGCUGGAUUAACACUGGAUAAUAGAGCAAGAGUUAGUACUGGUUUGAAGAAAUUUGUAAAAUGGAUGAUAUUCAACAUUAAUGCAGGAAAUUAGUUUGGCAGGCAUCAAUGCAAUGAAGGGUGGGUUCUUUUUGUAGAGGGAUAUUAGACAUGGAGUUAAAAGUUGGAAGCGGUAUGGAUAUAUAUAUGAUGUGCUUAUGGUUUUUCUACGAUUGUUGGCAGCCGGGUGGCUUAAACUAUGUGCAUAAAAGGGGACUGGUGCAUCCAUAAGGGAGAGUGCUGAGUUUUCCCUAAUGAAUAAUGGAUUAAAGAUUGCUUUACAAAAUAUUUGCCAACUAAUUUAUAAGUUUGAGCUAAUACAUAUAAUGGUGCAGUGUUUUUAAAAUUUGGCCAGUGUUAAUGUGAUCGCGAGUCUGGUGCAUUUAUUGGAACAGUUUUCGUGUAACCCGUUAUAGAUCAGUUUUCUUCCCUGCUUCAUUUUAUAUUUUGAACAGCACAAGUUUUACA